Messenger RNA from Neogale vison (American mink), 1385 nucleotides. RefSeq names its product BTG anti-proliferation factor 3 (gene BTG3). Gene Ontology annotation, cellular component: cytoplasm; nucleus. The record is from RefSeq and is a predicted model, not a curated record. Lineage: Eukaryota; Metazoa; Chordata; Mammalia; Carnivora; Mustelidae. The transcript is spliced from 5 exons. Bases 189 to 947 code for a protein of 252 amino acids. Gene Ontology annotation, biological process: negative regulation of cell population proliferation; negative regulation of mitotic cell cycle.
CUGCCUGCCCGCCCUCUCAGCGCGCGCUCCGUCGCCCGACGACGCGGGAGCCACACGCUCAGAACUAGGCUCGCUGCGCUCGCUGUCGCCGAGCGCCGGCCCGCUGAGGCGGCGCCCUCGGUUCCCGGCCCGGAGACGGUCGGGACCGCCACAUCUGCGGCCCCAGGGCGGCGGCGGCGGCGGGAAAGAUGAAGAACGAAAUUGCUGCUGUUGUCUUCUUUUUCACAAGGCUAGUUCGAAAACAUGACAAGUUGAAAAAAGAGGCAGUUGAGAGGUUUGCUGAGAAAUUGACUCUUAUACUUCAAGAAAAAUAUAAAAAUCACUGGUAUCCAGAAAAACCAUCAAAAGGACAGGCCUACAGAUGCAUUCGUGUCAAUAAGUUUCAGAGAGUUGAUCCUGAUGUCCUGAAAGCCUGUGAGAACAGCUGCAUCUUGUACAGUGAUCUAGGCUUACCAAAGGAACUCACUCUGUGGGUGGAUCCAUGUGAGGUGUGCUGUCGGUAUGGAGAGAAAAACAAUGCAUUCAUUGUUGCCAGCUUUGAAAAUGAGGAUGAGAAUAAGGAUGAAAUCUCCAAGAAAGUUACCAGGGCCCUUGAUAAGGUUACCUCUGAUUAUCAUUCAGGAUCCUCUUCUUCAGAUGAAGAAACAAGUAAGGAAGUAGAAGUGAAACCCAGUUCCAUGACUGCGACCCCAAGCCCUGUGUACCAGAUUUCAGAAUUGAUGUUCCCACCUCUUCCAUUGUGGCACCCUUUGCCCAGAAAAAAGCCAGGAAUGUACCGAGGGAAUGGUCAUCAGAAUCACUAUCCUCCUCCUAUUCCAUUUGGUUAUCCAAAUCAGGGAAGAAAGAAUAAACCUUACCGCCCAAUUCCAGUAACAUGGGUACCUCCUCCUGGAAUGCAUUGUGACCGGAAUCACUGGAUUAAUCCUCACAUGUUAGCACCUCAUUAGCUGCUUUUGAUUCUGUUGGUGUCAGUGUUGAGAGAAGGUAGAAUAAGGCUGACCACAUUAAAAGUUAAAAGUUCAUACUCAUAGUAGUAAAGUUAGAUGGGCCAAACCGUCAAACUUAUUUUUAUAGAAAAGUUAUUGAUAAUAAUCUUUCUUAAAAAAUAUAUAUGCACUUUAGAUAUAUUGAUAUAGUUUGAGAAACUUUAUUAAAGUUAGUCAAGUGCCUGAGUUUUUAAUAUUGGACUUGAGUAUUUAUAUAUUGUGCAUCAACUCUGUUGGAUACGAGAACACUGUAGCAGCAGACGAUCUGUUCUAGCACCUUUGAGCAUUUACUUUAUGGAGAGUAUGUAAGUUAUUUAUACACAGGAAAUCUAUUUUAUGUCAUUGUUUAGAAGAAUUGCGUGAAAUCAUGUAGUUGCAAAUAAAAAGUAGUUUGAGGCA